Messenger RNA from Cyclocybe aegerita, 2928 nucleotides. Lineage: Eukaryota; Fungi; Basidiomycota; Agaricomycetes; Agaricales; Hemipholiotaceae. The record is from the annotation of a GenBank genome assembly.
AUGUCGCGAGCAGGCACCUACGAUGGCGAGAUCGGUCGAGGGAGACGCCGUAGUGGGGACGGCUCAUCGAGCAGCCGCGACUCCUCUCCAGCGCGCCCAGGCCCGAAGCGCUCCUUCUCACCCACUUCAGACGACGGCGACCUAGUGAUUCCACCGAUCCCAGACGACGACACCCCUCCUCCGUCCGAGGGUCCUCUGCUCCGUCGCGCCGUCGGGUUCGCCUUCACAAGCGACACCGGGACGACCGCCCUCGCAGCGUCUGCGAGCAGCAUAAGCACGUACGACGCGAACCUCGAGCCUGCUUCCACCAGGGUUUUCCUGCCCGGGCAGGCGGUGCCGCAGCCGCCCAAGGCCAAGGCGAAGAAGGGCGGCACGAAGCGCCCCCGCAAGCCCGAUGCGUAUCCCGGCCAGACGAGCCGAUUUCGGUUGCAGACGUACGACCCGACGCCGAGCGCGGAGCCGCCCAUGCAUGCGGGCUCGGGGCCGUACUCGUCCUUGUACCGCGGGACGCCGCAGGUGGCGGUGGAGAGGCCGCGGAGGAGGCAGCUGUCGGCGGAUCCGAGCUUGUCGACGGGGUCGAAUGGGGGCCAUCCGUCGAGCAGCGCGAUGGGGUCGACGUUUGUGGAUGGGCACCCUGGGUCUGCUGCUGCUGGGUCGUCUAGUGGGUCUGCGAUGACCAUCCCAGCGUCCAGGACGAGCAGAGACCCCCUACCUCCGCCCAAGUCGAACUUGCCGCCUUUCCCGCCUCCGCUGCCGUCAGCACCGAAGAAGACCCUCGAUGACUCGCGGCACAACCCACACGGCACUCCACAGCACGUAAGACGCGUCGACAACACUUCCAAGCCGCCCUCAUCCUCUCGGCAAACAGGUCACUCACAGCAGUCAUCUGCAUCGCCCCAGCCCUCGCACGGUGGCGAAUCGAGCUCGUCAUCGCACGCUCCGUCCCACAGCCACUACAGACAAGACUACGACGCUCCAGAUGCGCCAAUGCCCAUGUCGCCUGUACGGGAUAUGUCGCCCCCGCCACCUCAUGCUUCUCAUCACGUCUCGCCCCGCGCUCCACGUACUUCGAGUUCGCGGAUCCUGUCGCCUUCCGCUCCUGUUCGUUCGCCGCCGCCUAGGCGGAACAUGUCGCCUCCUUCUGUCCCGUCGCCGAGGAAUACGUCGCCUCUUGAGCAACACGCAUAUACACAUCCCCCACCGCCACAGUCUGCACAACGGCAACGCCCACCACCUCAACCGGCGGGUGUCGCACAGCGGACGAGCUCGAGUAGUUCGCAGCAGGGUGGUAAUCCAACUCCGUCUGGAGAAACCCCCGCUCAGCGAAAGGUUAAGCAGAUCCCGUUACGGAUGGUUACACUUCUUAUUACCGACAUGCGGAGCGGUACUGAGGACCCUCAGCUCGCCGAGGUCAAGAUUCCAUUGCGGCCAGGUGAUAAUCCUGCAGAUGGUUUCUGGGCGGAUGCCAAAGACAUUGGCACUCAGUUGCAGUCGAGCCCUGCCAGGAUAGAUGGCCCUGCUCGUGCAUAUACCUUGCGUGGAAGGUACAGGCAGUUCAUAUUGCGAGUUACUUCCGACAACGUGGAUGAGAUAAGCUCUUGCAACGUCGUCGUCAAACCGGAUAGGACGAUUGACCUCGUCGUGGAAUUGCUUCAGCCACCAGGACAGGUUCCUCGCCCUCCACAAAUACCUCGAGAAUUAUGGUCUCCAGCGUAUGAUGAGCCUGAGCCGCAACAAGAGUACCCGAUGGAUGUUGAGGCAAGACGAGAGAACUAUGACAUUCCCAACUCUCGCAAGCGAAUAAACUCCCCGUCUUUCGACGACUACGACAGUUACCGAUCCAACGGCCCGCCUCCACCUCCAAACCAUCCACACUCGAACCAAGGACCUAGUAAGGUGCCUCGGCAUGACUACUCGUGGCAAACGUCUCCUCGUCGUCUAAGCCCACCGCGGUCGUUUCAUGCUGCUAUGGAAAGGCGACGGCAGCAAAGCCAAUCUCGCGACCAGGAGCCUCAUUCAAGCUAUCCAAACACGCAGGUUGAGUACCCUCCUGUAUCUCCCAGGCAUCACCAGCCGUCCGUAGCGGGAGUACCAGGCCCGCUGCCACCACCAGUGCCGGCGCCGCCUCCUCAGCCGGUCUACAGCACGAGAAACGAAGGGCCCUCUGAUGACGACAUGACGCCGCCUGACGAGCCGUUCAUCAGAUCGGUGGAUCGUCUGAUACAGGAGGACCAUGAAGGCUUCAGCGAGUUCUUCCGCAAGAGAGGGAGCAGUAGAGCCUGUGAUGCUGUGGCCCAGUAUACGUUUGUCAUGCGCAUGGUUAAUGUGCUGGUUGGGAGGCAGCCGCCGGGUUUCGUGCAGCUGAUUGAAGAGAGCCAUAUCAUCAGGGCGUUGCAAAUCGAUGAAGAGGGCUACCUGGAGAGAUGCAAAGAGACGAUGCGCCUCUUGCAGAAAUUCGGCAAGAACGGUUCAGUUCUGCAGGACCCUCGUGUCAUGGACAUGCUACAUGACAUGAAGGCGCCUCCGUACGGCUCGAAUCCGCCGAAGAAACUUCUGAAACUCCUGCAAACUCUCGAGGAGCUGUGGAAGACCGAUGGGGUGAACCUCAUGCUCGAUGGGAUCAACCCGCCCCCAAAGACGCCACAAUCACCACGUACAAGUGGUCCGGGCGAAAACCAGCCUCCUCUGCCCAACGGGGCUCGCCACGUCCAACCCAAUGGAGGUGGCAGGCAGAAACAACAGCCGCCUCCCCCGCCCCCGCCCCCUUCCCAACCACAUGCCUCGCAACACCCUGGUCAACAGCGCUCUCCGCCUGUACCCACACCGCCUCCUCCUCCAGGUUCGGCUGGCAGUCCGCCACCCUCUGAUUCUGCUCCACGUAGCUCCCAACCGGCACGCCCUACCUCAUCGUUCAGCGAGCAUCGUUAA